Sipha flava (yellow sugarcane aphid) is the source of this 1505-nucleotide messenger RNA. Its product is annotated as metalloendopeptidase OMA1, mitochondrial-like. Gene Ontology annotation, molecular function: metalloendopeptidase activity. Gene Ontology annotation, biological process: protein quality control for misfolded or incompletely synthesized proteins; mitochondrial protein processing. The record is from RefSeq and is a predicted model, not a curated record. Gene Ontology annotation, cellular component: mitochondrial inner membrane. The coding region runs from base 471 to 1487 and encodes 338 amino acids. The transcript has a single exon. NCBI's taxonomy places the organism in Eukaryota, Metazoa, Arthropoda, Insecta, Hemiptera, Aphididae.
UUUAAUCAAAGUCUGUCAAAUCAAUAAAUAUAUCACCAUCAUAAAAUAAAUAAUGAAAACAGUUUCAUAAAGUUAAAAAAAAUCGUUAACAACUUUAACAAAAAUUAACAACUUUAUUGCAAGCAGUUUUCUUCGUCCUGUUAUCAAAUUCAGUGACCAACCAUGUUGAUGUCUAUAUUUCGAAAAAAUACGCCUUCGAUCUGUAAGCAAUUCAGAUCGUCGAUCAAUUGCCGAGAUCACCGAUCGAUGAAUAGCAUGGCAUUCAGGAGGCGCGACACGGACUCGAGGAUACCGGGUCGGAUUUUGGAAUGGCAAAAUCGCCGCCUGAAACAACCGAGUUUCGGGUGAGAUUUUUCCUUACGAUACAGCAAGGCUGUUUUAAUUUGAUAAUAUAUACUCAUAUUGUUUCGUAUCGAAAAAUGGGUUUUCGUAUAUAUUCCGAACAGUUCGUCGCGUGAAUCAUUUUUCACAUGAACUAUUUCUUCCCGUAUAGCUACUUGGUGACCUGUGCCCGUGGAAUGUUGACGGGCGCCGAGAUAUUGGUGAUUCCCAUUGUCAAAGGGAUCGGGGCCAUAGCAGGAUGGACGAUGCGGCAAUGGUGGUCCAGUCGGAACUAUAAAGAGAAGCGCCGGUACUGGAAUAAGGUGAAGAACAAUUUCAAGGCCCUGGUAUAUGGCAUAACGCUCACGGCGUGUGUGUGUACCGCAGUAAUAUUGUACCACGUCGAAUGGGAGCCGAUCACGGGCCAGCUGAUCUUGUGUCUGUAUAAUCACCGCACGAUAGCCGGCAUUUCCAAAAUGAAAUGGCAAAACAAGAUGAUCGUUACUGGGAGGAAUCUGAAGUACAGCGACGAGAGGAUGGAAAAUCGUGCGCGUCUCAUCAUGAAGAAGGUUUUGGAGGCAAACGCUCAGUUUACCGCGAUCUGGGACAAUGAUUGGUAUCUCAUCAUAGAGGAAAACAACGAACUGAACGCGAGAUCGAUGCCCUUUGGGUUGAUAGUAAUUAACAGCAGCAUGAUGAAUAUGCUCAAUGACGAUCAACUGGCUAUCAUCAUCGGCCACGAGAUUUCCCACACCUUGUUGCGCCACAUCAACCGUGAGUUGAGCAUGAAUAUAUUGGUGAACGUAUUUCAGAUAGUGGGCAUCGUUGUCGCCUGGAUGCUGCUGCCCGAGGUUAUCGCGUAUACUUUUUCCAUAUGGUUUGAAAUCAAGAUCAAGUCGUUGUGUUUUGAAAUGCCACUCUUGAGACGCUUGGAGAAGGAGGCUGACCGAGUCGGAUUCAUGAUGGCCGCGCGAGCCUGCGUGGACAUCACGCAAGGCCCAAAGAUGUGGAUCUCCUUUGCCGAAACUGAUGAACGGUCGUCCAUCAAACGCAGCUACUGGUGGAUGUGUACUCACCCGUCAUACCGAAGCCGAGCAAACCAUCUGAACCAACUGACGGCUGAGACCCAAAAACUGCAGAAAUUAGUCAAUUGCCACGAUUUGUAAAUCUAUCAAGAAUUUGUA